Labeo rohita (rohu) is the source of this 471-nucleotide messenger RNA. RefSeq names its product hemoglobin beta embryonic-2 (gene hbbe2). Gene Ontology annotation, biological process: oxygen transport; hydrogen peroxide catabolic process. Bases 22 to 465 code for a protein of 147 amino acids. Gene Ontology annotation, cellular component: blood microparticle; hemoglobin complex; haptoglobin-hemoglobin complex. The transcript has 3 exons. Lineage: Eukaryota; Metazoa; Chordata; Actinopteri; Cypriniformes; Cyprinidae. Gene Ontology annotation, molecular function: oxygen binding; organic acid binding; haptoglobin binding. The record is from RefSeq and is a predicted model, not a curated record.
AAAAAAUCAUAAACUGACAACAUGGUUGUGUGGACCGAUCAGGAGCGUGCCUACAUCCAGGACAUUUUCAGCAAGCUGAAUUAUGAGGACGCUGGCCCCAAAGCUCUGCAGAGGACCUUGAUUGUGUAUCCCUGGACUCAGCGGUACUUCGCAAGCUUUGGAAACCUGUACAAUGCAGAGGCCAUCAUGUCCAAUCAAAAGGUGGCAGCUCACGGAGUUGUCGUGCUCCACGGUCUUGACAGAGCCAUGAAGAACAUGGAUGACAUCAAGAACACCUAUACCGAACUGAGCGUGCUGCACUCCGAUAAACUGCACGUGGAUCCUGACAACUUCAGGCUGCUGGCCGACUGCCUGACCAUCGUGAUUGCAUCCACUAUGGGUACCUCUUUCACACCUGAUGUGCAGGCUGCCUGGCAGAAGUUCCUCGCUGUUGUCGUCUCUGCUCUGUGCAGACAGUAUCAUUAAAACCUU